Messenger RNA from Leptosia nina, 270 nucleotides. The record is from the annotation of a GenBank genome assembly. Lineage: Eukaryota; Metazoa; Arthropoda; Insecta; Lepidoptera; Pieridae.
AUGAUCCAUCACAAAAUAGAUAUUGCUCUAAUAUCUGAAGCACAUUGCAACAGCACAAGCAAUGUCAAAAUCAAAGGACAUAAAGUUUACUUCACCACUCACCCCGACGGUACAGCACAUGCUGGCACUGCUAUAAUAAUACACGACAAUAUAAAACACCAUAUUCAACCCGAAUUUAAGACAAGCUACGACAGUGACAAUGCCUGGUUGGAUGUUUCAUUGCUGGUGGUGACUGGAACUCAAAACAUACCCUCUGGGGCUCCAGAUUAA